AUGUAUUUUCAAGUCAUUAUUAAUUCAUUUUCUGGAUUUGGACCUUUUUGUUUUUGUUUUAAAACUAACGAACCAUGUACAGUUUAUGAUGUUAAGCAACGACUAGAAAAGACAACAGCCGUGAGUGUAGAGCAGCAACGAAUUAGAUCACUAGGAGGAAAAAUUUUGACCGAUUCUGAUGAUUUAACUCAAAAUUAUUUUAUGAAUAAAGGACCUAUUAUCUUAAAUUUAACUGUGAGAUUAAUUGGCGGUAGAACAUAUAAUACAAUGAUAAUGGAAGAAGAAAAUGAAGCAUUAACCGUAAAUCAAACAUCAUUAAUAAAAAAAUUUAAAUCAGAAACUGAAGAUUCCAUUUCCAUACAACACAUGGAAGAAAUACCCAUACAAAUACGAUAUGAUAAAGGAAAAAGGAAAGAGACAAAAAAGCGAAAACUCUUACAAUAA
This is a messenger RNA of Cokeromyces recurvatus, 444 nucleotides long. RefSeq lists its product as uncharacterized. The coding region runs from base 1 to 444 and encodes 147 amino acids. The transcript is spliced from 2 exons. NCBI's taxonomy places the organism in Eukaryota, Fungi, Mucoromycota, Mucoromycetes, Mucorales, Mucoraceae. Gene Ontology annotation, molecular function: protein binding. The record is from RefSeq and is a predicted model, not a curated record.